Molecule: messenger RNA, 1358 nt
Organism: Melanotaenia boesemani (Boeseman's rainbowfish)
Lineage: Eukaryota; Metazoa; Chordata; Actinopteri; Atheriniformes; Melanotaeniidae
Gene: c1qtnf2
Product: C1q and TNF related 2
Exons: 3
Coding region: 74-1033 (319 amino acids)
Molecular function (GO): protein binding
Source: RefSeq, a predicted model, not a curated record
UCGCAAAGCUGGUCUUGAAUAUUGUCUCACUCGUUUUCUGGAAAAACAUGUAGGGAAGUUUGUGCACAGCUUCAUGCAGAAUAAAGAGCACAGACAGAACAGAAAAACACCCAGCAGUAAACUAUUCUCAACUGCUUCCACCAUGCACCAGGUGUGUCUGAUAGUUUGUUUGUUGUCAACUGUUGUUGCUGAGUCAACAAAUCCUUCAAUCAAGAGAGCUCGUAAUUUUACCAUCCACUCUUCCCAGUUGGUCUGUAGUCUGCCGGGGCCAGAGGGGCCUGCAGGGAUCCCAGGAGUCCCUGGACCACCUGGGACCAUGGGACCAAUGGGUCCCCCAGGGUUGGAUGGUCCAGAUGGAAAAGAUGGAGAAAAGGGAGAAAAAGGAGAUAGAGGUGAUCCAGGGAGACCUGGGAACCCAGGCAAAUCUGGUGUGAAGGGCAGAGAAGGUGUUAUAGGGAAGGCAGGACCUCGGGGUCUGAGGGGCCUACGUGGACCACAAGGUGUGGCUGGAAAAAAGGGGCAAAAAGGAGAACUGGGUGACAACGGCCAGCAGGGAGCUCCUGGUGGCUGUAACUGUGGCAGCACAGCCCGAUCAGCCUUCUCUGUGGCUGUGACAAAGAGUUAUCCAAAAGAGCGAUUGCCCAUCCGCUUCAGCCGGAUCUUGCUAAAUGAAGGGGAUCACUACAAUGCCAGCAGUGGGAAGUUUGUCUGUGCAAUUCCUGGGGUCUAUUACUUCACCUAUGAUAUCACACUGGCCAAUAAGCACUUGGCCAUUGGGCUGGUGCACAAUGGACAGUAUAAGAUCAAGACCUUUGAUGCCAACACAGGGAACCAUGAUGUAGCUUCUGGUUCCACUGUUCUUCACCUGAAGCAGUCAGAUCAGGUCUGGCUGCAGAUUUUCUACUCUGAACAGAAUGGACUCUUCUUUGACCCAUUCUGGACAGACAGCACCUUUACUGGUUUUCUUAUUUACGCUGACCAGGAGUUUCUCAAUGAGGAGGAUAGAAAAGCAAACACUCAGUCUGACAGUUAAUAUUCUACACCUGUAUUCUUAACUGACUUUAUUACGCAUGAAGAUGAGAGCUCCACAAUGCUGGGCAUGAAUGAAUUCUAGUUGUUAUACAGAUUUUGACACCAGGGGGCGCAUAGAGAAAGAAAAUAAGAGGGAAAUCACGCCAUAAAGCUUUCAUACUAAACAAAGGUGUUGUGGCUGCAGUUUUGUCCUUACUUUUAUAAUAUAAUAAAUAUAAUAUUUAAAUACUAACUUAAAAAGUAGCUGCAUUAAUCAUAUUUGUUUUUUUCAAUGAUGUUAAUGAGAUCAGCACAAUGCCAUCUUCUAUGUUUUAAAGUAUUUUGUU